This is a messenger RNA of Haliotis rubra (blacklip abalone), 963 nucleotides long. RefSeq lists its product as uncharacterized. The record is from RefSeq and is a predicted model, not a curated record. Lineage: Eukaryota; Metazoa; Mollusca; Gastropoda; Lepetellida; Haliotidae. The transcript is spliced from 9 exons. The coding region runs from base 1 to 963 and encodes 320 amino acids.
AUGAGGGGUUUCCAAGGAGAUGGAAUGAACACAAUGAGAGGUUUCCAAGGAGCUGGGAUACACCUUGUGGAGAAACUGAAGCGGAGUGAACAGAGGCGUCAGAAACGUUUACGGUACUCCCCGAGUGACUCCCAGCUUGAGAUCAACCGACAUCAUUACUUCCGAUACCGGCGCCUUAGUGGAGAUGCAACCAAAGACACGUCUAAGACUGUGGAAUGGGAAGAGGGCAUCCACGAAAUAAAAACCAAACGACCUCGUAGUUUGCCCAAAAACAUCUUCCGAAUCGCAAAUGGCAAGCGAGUUUCCAGUCCUGGGAAGACACAUGGACAGUCGACCAGCCCAGAUCAGACAUCUCCCACGAAGUCAUCACCUCCAAAGUCUCUGCCAACCACUAAAGCUCAAAGCCAGGUCACAGACCAGUACAAGUCUCUACCCCCUGGUCUUGGAAAUGAUGCCUUAGUGCCAACUAGUCCUGGAAAUGGAAAUUUAUUAGACACACCAGUAUUUGAACACUCUGUAGUCGAAUUGGAAGAAUGGAAACAGACGACUCUUACUGGUGCCAAUAUCCCCUUCAGCCCUUCUGACCCACGCAGGAACUCUCUAGACAAAGUUGGGAACACUCUGGAUGAGCCUCGAGGAAAAUGGCUGAGAAAAUACUCUCUAGUGAAAAAGGAACAGAGUGAUGAUUAUUUUCGGCAAGGGACCAGAUCUUUCUCUGACUCCUUCACGGACUCUGGACAGUCCUAUAGCUCUGAGGUUUCAAACAGAAGCACAGUGUCAGAAUCCGCCGACGACCACGUUGUUUUUACCCCAGUAUACGGAUGCCCGGUGGGAUGCGUAAGAUGGGCGUGGGAUGAGGUCCGCCAUUACGUCGAAGAAAAGGUCUUCUACGUCGGACAACUCCUCAACCCAUAUGAAGAAAAAGAGGCCAUCUUCGUCGCAGAAGAAGCCUUACACCCCUAA